Marmota monax (woodchuck) is the source of this 1419-nucleotide messenger RNA. RefSeq names its product methionyl aminopeptidase type 1D, mitochondrial (gene Metap1d). The transcript has 10 exons. Gene Ontology annotation, biological process: proteolysis. NCBI's taxonomy places the organism in Eukaryota, Metazoa, Chordata, Mammalia, Rodentia, Sciuridae. The record is from RefSeq and is a predicted model, not a curated record. Gene Ontology annotation, molecular function: metalloaminopeptidase activity. Bases 54 to 1061 code for a protein of 335 amino acids.
CGCGCCAGUGGGCGGGGCUGAGAGGAGUGCUCGGCCACGUGACCAGCGCCAACAUGGCGGCGCCCAGCGGCGUCCACCUGCUAGUCGGCCUAGGUUGUCAUAGAAUUUUCUCUGCACCACUCAAUCAUAUCUACUUACACAAGCAGUCAAGCAGUCAACAAAGAAGAAAUUUCUUUUUUCGAAGACAAAGAGAUAUUUCACACAGUAUAGUUGUGCCGGCUGCAGUUUCUCCAGCGCAUCCAGUUCCUAAGCACAUAAAGAAGCCAGACUAUGUGACGACAGGCAUUGUACCCGACUGGGGAGACAGCAUAGAAGUUAAGAAUGAAGAUCAGAUUCAAGGGCUUCAUCAGGCUUGUCAGCUUGCCCGUCAUGUCCUCCUCCUGGCUGGGAAGAGUUUAAAGGUUGACAUGACAACUGAAGAGAUAGAUGCUCUUGUUCAUCAGGAAAUCAUCAGUCAUGACGCCUAUCCCUCACCUCUAGGCUAUGGAGGCUUUCCAAAAUCUGUUUGUACCUCUGUAAACAACGUACUCUGUCAUGGUAUUCCUGACAGUCGACCUAUUCAGGAUGGAGAUAUUAUCAACAUUGAUGUCACGGUCUAUUACAAUGGCUUCCAUGGAGACACCUCUGAAACAUUUUUGGUGGGCAAGGUGGAUGAAUGUGGUAAAAAGUUAGUGGAGGUUGCCAGGAGAUGUAGAGAUGAAGCAAUUGCAGCUUGCAGAGCGGGGGCCCCCUUCUCUGUAAUUGGAAAUACAAUCAGCCGCAUAACUCGUCAGAAUGGUUUGCAAGUCUGUCCACAUUUCGUGGGACAUGGAAUAGGAUCUUACUUUCAUGGACAUCCAGAAAUUUGGCAUCAUGAGAAUGACAAUGACCUUCCCAUGGAGGAGGGCAUGGCCUUCACCAUAGAGCCAAUCAUCACCGAGGGAUCCCCUGAAUUUAAAGUCCUGGAGGAUGCAUGGACUGUGGUCUCCAUAGACAAUCAAAGGUCCGCCCAGUUCGAGCACACAGUUCUCAUCACACCUCGAGGCGCGAAGAUCCUGACCAAACUGCCCCACGAGGCCUGAGAGGCUGCCCGAAGGUCGCAGAGGUCGGGCUCCGUUUUUCUCAAUUUUUGAAAUACAGCUAGAGAACUUUUAGAAGAAACAGGAGCAGCAGGUUCACGCAGCAUCCCGCCUAACACCUAAUAUCAUUUUGGAAAAAAGGCGAUGGGGACUAGGAGCAUUUGGAACUCAAAUCUGAAAACGUGCCUGGGACCCUGCGGCUUCUGAAAGACCGGUCGGGGUCUGGGGCUCAGCUUCUCCAAGCGGGAAACGCAUCUGGAGAGGAACGCGGACGCAGUCGUUUGGGAGAGGAGAGAUUCUAGAAGCAGUUUUCCCUUUUCCUUGUCCAGAAUUUGCCCCAAUGAAAAACCUCUUAAACUCA